Messenger RNA from Alternaria alternata, 2031 nucleotides. RefSeq lists its product as hypothetical. Gene Ontology annotation, biological process: regulation of DNA-templated transcription. The record is from RefSeq and is a predicted model, not a curated record. Gene Ontology annotation, molecular function: DNA-binding transcription factor activity. NCBI's taxonomy places the organism in Eukaryota, Fungi, Ascomycota, Dothideomycetes, Pleosporales, Pleosporaceae. Bases 1 to 2031 code for a protein of 676 amino acids. The transcript is spliced from 3 exons.
AUGGUCGUGCGCAUCACGCACACGGUGCCCGCUACCGCUGGCUUGACCGGCCCUAGCAGGGCUCGAGGACAUGAGAGCGAGCCAGCCACCGGUGGGCUUUGCAAGUGGAGGAGGGAGGGCCGGCGAGCUGCAGAUGAGAUGACAGGACGUCUUUCCGGACUGUCUCCCGCAGGCGACCCAACCAACCAAGUCAUCCUGGCUACUCAAACUCUCCCCGCUAUUCGGGCCCCUCUCCCUCACUACCCACGACGCUUCCAGCCCUCUUUGACUCCCCCAUACCACAACGAUCCAAAACCGGACGGCCCAUGGUCCAGUCAGGGCGGCCAAGGGGGCUCUGGCGAUAAUUAUUCCAUGUCCAUCCUGUCGGCAGGAGAGCCUCGUUCAGAGAGGAACACCCCACAAAUGUCACCCAUUCAAUCCUAUCCCCCAAUGCAACCACCGUACAGGAGUCCGCGGGAAGCCCCAGUGAAUCCCCCUGUUUCACUGCCACCUCUUCGCCAUCUUUCAAAGACUCCACCCACUCCGUCUGACCGAAGAUUUGGGAAUCCUUUUGGAGUCCACUCAAUUCUGAACCCCCAGGCCGAACUUGUCGAACAGCAACGAGCUUUGAGACGCAGUAAUUCUCAGAUGGACUCACCAUCCCCAGUCGAUACACAGAAUUCCCAGAGCCUGCCCUCUAUCAGUCGACCCAACAGUGUAGACUCUACUCAAUCUACGCAGGAAGGGCAGCAGCAUGCCAGGCCAUUCCAGCCCCCAGAGCGUCCUCCAAUACGGUCUCUCUACCCCGAGAAAGGAAUUAGGACCCACAGCUUGAGCAGAUUGAACCCGCCCACGGGUACAAUCGAUGCACAGCAGUCGCCCUUUUUAACUGCAAGUACCCGCCCUUCGGAGAUGAUGACGACACAGCCUGCUUUGCCUACACCUCCAGCUGGUGGCCGGACGCACUAUUUCCCAGCUACAGCUCCGACGCCCCCACCGAACAUGAUGCGAACAGAGAUCCGCCGACCAAGCGUAAACUUCCCCCAAUCUGGUAGUGCUAGUCCAAUCGCACAAUACUCUCCUUACAGUCAGCCCGCCUCCGUUGCGUCGAGUCAAUACGACAACAACAGUACUCAAGGCCAAUAUGGACCAAUGCGUAGACAUACACCUACUCACGAUUCCCGCCAGGGAUCUGUAUCCAUGGAGAGUGAGCGUAAUAGUAUGAUAGCCAUGGCACCAUCCAACCAGAGCAGUGUCCAGCUCAUGACAAUUCAGAGCCAGGAUGGGUCUCUACACAAUAUCCAAGUAGAAACACAGACCGCUUCCAAGGGUGCUGAUGAGAAGAGAAGGCGUAAUGCUGGUGCUUCCGCACGUUUCCGUGCCAGAAGGAAAGAGAAGGAACGUGAGGCCUCUAUAAGCAUAUCCAGAUUGGAGCAGAACGUCCGCGAUUCAAAUGAAGAUGCUGAGUAUUAUCGCUCCGAGAGAGAUUACUGGAGAUCGAUUGCAAUGCAAGCUCAGCCAGAACGUCACAUCACCCGACCACCAUCGCCUCGCCUAAGGCGUGUAUCGGUAGCGCCGUCACGGGCACCGUCUUCUACCACCGGGCAUGGCUCAGAAGCUUCUUAUGACGGCUACGAGGAAGAGAUGCGCGAAGAAGAGCGCAAUGUUCGAAGAAGAACUAGCAGCUACCAUCCGGCCAUCGGUCCUCACCACACCGAUGUGUCUGCUCCUAGCCAUGAAUCACGUGGUUACCCUACAUCUACCUUUGGGUCAGUAAACCAUGCUCCUGCUCAGGGACAUCAGUACCCACAGCAUCAACAGGCACAGUCCGCAGGUCCUCAGCCCACAGCCAAACGGCCAGCCUAUCGCGAUUCAUUUCCUCCUGAGGCGAAUCGAUAUCUCCGUCCUCGCGGACGUUUUGGUUGUCAUCGUUAUAAUCGUACCAGGAUUGAGGAACUUCGUUUCGCCAAUGUACAAUACUUCGUCAUACGUACCACUUCGUGGGCAGCAUUAUUGUUUUAUUCAUCCGCUCGCGGACACCAAAGAGAAUGA